GUCUCCGACUAGCUGUGGAACCAGAUCUCUGAGACAGAGAGAGGAUCGUUGACCGUUGACCGAUCCAACCAAUGGCUCAGAUCUUCGAGCACUUCGUCGUCUGCGGCAUCGGGCCGGAGAUUCGAACCCUCGACGGCGGCAGAGGAUUCCACGGCUUCGCCGAAAUGUACCUCCCGUCUUUGCUCGACCAGUUCCCUCCCGCCAACCACACUCUCUAUCCUCCUCCACCGCCUCAGCUCCCCACCUGUGUGCUGCCAGCUGGCGUUUCGUCGUUUCCGCGGAGCUAUCCCAUUGUUCUUACUGCGCACCUUCUGUCCUUACUGGUAAAGACCCCAAAUCAGAUCCAUUGGAGCGGGCUGUAAGUCCUAUACUCCUUCUACAUGAUAUCUAGUAGGUUACUUUAGAGCUUUCGUUAGCUAGUGUAAUAUUGUUCAUUCAGGCUGAAAGGGAAUGUAUGGUUUUGAACAUCAAAGUUAAGCUGCAGGGUCUGUGGCUGCGUCUUCUAAAACUGGGACCUACUGAUAAUCCUCUUUCUUCAUUUGAGUAUGGAACAAUUCUUGCUUUAAUUGAAUCGGAUGCAGAGGGGAUUGGUGGCAGUGGGUUUGUUGAAUGUAUAAGGGAGCACAUAAAUUCGGGAUGGCACUGUCAGUUAACUGAAGAACAAUUUAUUGCUGUGAAGGAACUGACAAACCAUGAGCGCGAGACAAGUGGGCAGAAUGAUGCUCUGUUUUUGGAAAGUAGGUGCUAUUUUUUCUUGACCGAUGGGUGGAUUCUCAUAGUGAACAAUUGAGUCUAGUUCGAGGAAAUUUUUUUUUUUGUUGAGAUGGUCAUGUAACAUUAAGCAGAGUAUGCUCACAGAUUUUAAUGGUAUAGUUACUUUUAAAUGGUCAUGGUUAUAGUUUGUUUGUUUGUUUUUUUUUUUUCACAAUAUUCAAUCAUGUUUGAGAAAUUGCCAAUUGUGCUUUCAAUAGUACUGAAGAAAACAUUUUAUUAGUUUU
This is a messenger RNA of Fragaria vesca subsp. vesca, 998 nucleotides long. RefSeq lists its product as uncharacterized. The coding region runs from base 455 to 790 and encodes 111 amino acids. The record is from RefSeq and is a predicted model, not a curated record. Lineage: Eukaryota; Viridiplantae; Streptophyta; Magnoliopsida; Rosales; Rosaceae. The transcript has 7 exons.